AUGAAGCUCGUAAGAUUCUUGAUGAAACUGAACAAUGAGACGGUGACGAUCGAGCUUAAGAAUGGGUCGGUGGUGCAUGGAACGAUAACUGGCGUCGACAUGCAAAUGAAUACUCACCUAAAAACUGUGAAAAUGACGACACGGAACCGGGAUCCCGUUUCUCUUGAUGCAUUAUCCAUUCGCGGCAACAAUAUUCGGUACUUCGUGCUACCUGACGCCCUUCCUCUUGAUACUCUACUCGUUGACGAUGCACCGAAACCUAAAAGCAGGAAGAAAGAGGAUGCAAGGGGACGGGGACGUGGAGGAAGGGGUGGUGUAGGUGGUGGCGGCGGCGACCGUGGUGGUGGUGGUGGUGGUGGUGGCCGUGGUGGACGGGGAAGAGGUAGAGGUCGUGGCAGAGGUUUCUAG
This is a messenger RNA of Marasmius oreades (fairy-ring Marasmius), 408 nucleotides long. RefSeq names its product mRNA splicing protein smd1 (gene SMD1). Gene Ontology annotation, biological process: RNA processing; spliceosomal snRNP assembly. Gene Ontology annotation, cellular component: U1 snRNP; U12-type spliceosomal complex; U5 snRNP. Lineage: Eukaryota; Fungi; Basidiomycota; Agaricomycetes; Agaricales; Marasmiaceae. The record is from RefSeq and is a predicted model, not a curated record. The transcript is spliced from 3 exons. Bases 1 to 408 code for a protein of 135 amino acids. Gene Ontology annotation, molecular function: RNA binding.